Molecule: messenger RNA, 1477 nt
Organism: Chelmon rostratus (copperband butterflyfish)
Lineage: Eukaryota; Metazoa; Chordata; Actinopteri; Chaetodontiformes; Chaetodontidae
Gene: atp6v1d
Product: ATPase H+ transporting V1 subunit D
Exons: 9
Coding region: 197-943 (248 amino acids)
Cellular component (GO): proton-transporting V-type ATPase complex
Molecular function (GO): proton-transporting ATPase activity, rotational mechanism
Source: RefSeq, a predicted model, not a curated record
GAUCAUCACGGACGGAGAGUCGGACAAGAUCACGACCAUCCGCUCGAUCUGAGCCUCUAAUCCUGCACGAAAAUCAACGGUUUUCUGCGUUACACACAGAGGUUAAUAGAGUAGGAUAUAAGUCAACGUUUCAGUGUUAAUUUUAGGAUACGAAAAGUAAACAGAACACCGCAACUGUCGACCAAAGGACGAGAAGAUGUCUGGAAAAGACAGGAUCGACAUAUUCCCCUCCAGAAUGGCUCAGACCAUCAUGAAGGCUCGGCUGAAAGGGGCUCAGACCGGCCGCAACCUGCUCAAGAAGAAAUCUGACGCCCUCUCCAUGCGCUUCCGCCAGAUCCUCCGCAAAAUUAUCGAAACGAAGACUAAGAUGGGAGAGGUGAUGAGAGAGGCGGCGUUCUCUUUGGCUGAAGCCAAAUUCACAGCUGGAGACUUCAGCACAACAGUAAUCCAGAAUGUCAAUAAAGCCCAAGUGAAGGUGCGAGCCAAGAAAGACAAUGUGGCAGGUGUCACCCUUCCAGUUUUUGAGCACUACCAAGAAGGCGGGGACAGUUAUGAGCUGACUGGUCUGGCCAGAGGAGGGGAGCAGCUCUCCAGGUUGAAGAGGAACUACGCCAGAGCUGUUGAGCUGCUGGUGGAGUUGGCCUCCUUACAGACAUCCUUUGUCACUCUGGAUGAAGCCAUAAAGAUUACCAACCGCCGUGUGAACGCUAUCGAGCACGUGAUUAUUCCCCGGAUUGAUCGAACCCUGACCUACAUCAUCACAGAGCUGGAUGAGAGGGAACGAGAGGAGUUCUACAGGCUGAAGAAGAUCCAAGAGAAGAAGAAGCAGCUCAGGGAAAGGACAGAACUGGAGAUUGCGGCGCGCCUGGCUCUGCUGGGUCCCAUCGCUGAGCCCACCAACAUGCUGACGGAGGAGACGGAUGAAGACCUGCUGUUUGAGUGAAGCAUUUAACGGCAGUCGCAGAUUUCACCCCUCAUCCUAUUUAUUCUGUGCCUCUCAGGCCACGUCUAUGUCUUCUCAUGCAAGUGAUGAAAGUUGUUUUGUGUGUACGUGUCUGUGAUGAUUUGUUCUGUUGUUUCAGUGCUGGAAGGCGCUGUGUGUUUGCAGAUCUCUCAGUGUAUGGAGCCAGCGUGUCGUCACACUUGGCUGUUACCCACAAAGGAGUCAGUUAAUCUAAAUAAUAAAAAUAUUACGAUGUUUUCACAGGGUUUGCGAGUGAAUUUAAAGAAGCAUUCCGUGUGUUUCUGCACAACAUUUAGAGCCGUUGCAUGCUGUAAAGCUUAGGGUGGUUGUAGAUAUCAGAGUGCGUGAGUCUUGUGUUGUGGAGGCCCGUCCCGCUGCUGACCUCAUAUCACGGGGUUGUUGUUACCUCAUUUUGAGGAUGUUUACCAUUUCACCAGAAACCCCUUAUUAAACCCUGCUGUACAACUUGGUGUGCAAGUCACCAAAGCCCCACAAUUCAUCCAAAUAAAGAUG